AUGUCACAACGUAAAAUUCUUGUUUUUGAUUCAAAAUUAUAUGAUGAAAAAACAUUUCGACAAGCUUUAAAAGAUUUAAAUGGUCAACAAAAAUUACAUUUUACAUUUCUUGAAAGUAAAUUAACUGAUGAAACAGUUGAUCAAGCUAUAGGUUUUGAUGCUAUAUGUGUUUUUGUCAAUGAUAUUCUUAAUAGAAAUAUUAUUGAAGAAUUACAUAAACAAUGUAAUACAGUUAAAAUAAUUGCAUUACGUUGUGCAGGAUAUAAUAAUGUUGAUUUAGAAGCAAUUGAAAAAUAUAAUUUUAAACUAUGUCGUGUACCACGAUAUUCACCAUAUGCUGUUGCUGAACAUUCAGUAGCUUUAUUACUUUCAUUAAAUCGUAAUUUACAUCAUGCAUUUUAUCGAACAAAACAACAUAAUUUUACAUUAGAUGGUCUUGUUGGUAUAGACCUUUUUGGUAAAACAGUUGGUAUUAUUGGAACAGGUGGUAUUGGUAUGUGUGCAAUUAAUAUCUUUUUAGGUUUUGGUUGUCAAGUUUUAGCUUAUGAUAUACUUCCAAAUGAACAAAUAGCAAAAGAAAAAGGUUUUAUAUAUGUUACUAUGGAUGAAUUACUUGAAAAAAGUGAUAUUGUAUCACUUUAUGCACCAUUGCUUCCUUCAACUUAUCAUUUAAUUAAUAAAGAAACUUUAGAAAAAAUGAAACAAGGUGCUUUAUUAAUUAAUACAAGUCGUGGUGGAUUAGUUGAUACAAAAGCUCUUGUUGAUAGUCUUAAAUUAGGAAAAUUACGAGGUGCUGCUAUAGAUGUAUAUGAAAAUGAAAAAGAUUAUUUUUUUAAUGAUUUUAGUCAAGAAGUUGUAGAUGAUGAUACAUUAGCUUGUUUAAUAUCAAUGCCAAAUACAAUAGUUACAUCUCAUCAAGCAUUUCUUACUGAAGAAGCUUUAAAAAAUAUAGCUGAAACAACAAUUACUAAUUUACUUGAUUUUUUCGAUGGUAAAUUACUCAAUGAACAAUAUGAAGUAAAAAUUUCAGAAAAAAAAUAA
This is a messenger RNA of Rotaria sp. Silwood1, 1041 nucleotides long. Lineage: Eukaryota; Metazoa; Rotifera; Eurotatoria; Philodinida; Philodinidae. The record is from the annotation of a GenBank genome assembly.